GCGCGGGGACCGCCGGUGCGCCGGUGCUGCGUUGGUCCGACGUCGCGGUGCGCGCCGUCUGGAGGGCGCGCAUGAGCCUCGGUAUCCGCUGGCAGGCAGCUGGUUCUCUCCGCCCGUGCUAGACGGCUGAAAUCCGUGAAGGUCCGCCUGGCACUGCGAUGGGCACCGUGCUGUCCUUCAGCCCCCACGAGAAGCGCGCGCGCCCGGCCCCUGCCCGACGUUGGGGCCGGCCGCCUUCGACACCAUGUACCACCUGCCGCGCCGCGAGCGCCUCGUCACCAACGAGAACGCCAGCGUGCUACUGGACCCGCCACCGGCCGACAAGGGGCUCAAGAAGCACUCCAAUUUCAUCCAGGCGCUCAGCUGGAAGCGCUUCUCCGCCUCCAAUAAGAAGAAGCUCGAUUCGAACCAGGGCCGCGUCAAGAGUAUCUUGACACUGCGCCCACCGCUCGACGCCGUCCACCCACUCGUCGACAACAACCGCAACAUCCAGAAAGGGUCGUGCUGCUAUGGCGCGCGGCGGCCGUCAGUGGGGGGCCUGGACGUGGUGCGGUUGGGCGGCGGCGGCGCUCUGCGGGCCGAGCGCCUGCCGCGGGCCGUGCUGACGCAGGCGGCCGGCGCCGUCAGCCCUGGCAGGCGCACCGUCAUCCAGGCGUCGACGUCCGAGCUGCUGCGCUGUCUGGGGCUCUUCCUGCAGCGGCGCUGCGCCCACCUGACCGACUUCCAGGCGGGCGAUGCGAUCAUGUGGCUGCGCACGGUCGACCGCAGCCUGCUGCUGCAGGGCUGGCAGGACAUCUCCUUCGUGAACCCUGCAAACGUGGUGUUCGUCUACCUACUGGUGCGGGAGGUGGUGACGUCAGAAGUGACGUCAGAGCAGGAACUGCAGGCCGUCGUGCUGACCAGUCUCUAUCUCUCCUACUCCUAUAUGGGGAACGAGAUCUCGUACCCGCUGAAGCCGUUCCUGGUUGAGUCCAACCGCGACCGCUUCUGGGACCGCUGCGUCGACAUGAUCGGCCUCCUCAGCGCCGAUAUGCUGAAAAUCAACUCCGACCCGAGGUUUUUCACCGACGUGUUCACCGAACUGAAGGCCGUCUGCGCCGAGUGAAGGUGACGUCACUGCGCCGACGCCAGACGUCGCUGGUGUACCGUCCGGAUGGCGUAGAUAGCUCUAGUUGACCAAUCGGUGGUGCAAACCAAGCCGGUGUGGGGUGGCCAUAGGAAUAACUGUUUCGCCGGGCAAGCUGCAAUUCAUACCCUCUGUGUGCGACAACCCUGUGAUCUCAUGCGACAAACGUGUCGUGGUGUCUUCUCAGCUGUGAGAAAACACACCUUUGAAAGCCCUGUACUGCCGUGCGUUGUUACGGGCUGCUACCAUGACAGCUCGGGCAUGGGCAGGUUCUUGUACGGCGUGCUAGAUCUCUCGUAGCGUCUAAUCAUGCAAAAUUCUAUCUGUACUUCUAGAAAGUUCCAUGGGUAGUUUUUCAUAUCGAUCCCGUAAUGUGCUUGUUGGCCUGCGGAAGAACCAAGAGCACGGUCGGCACAUCUAUUGACUAAGCGGCCAAGCGUCGACUAUGAGCUCGACAUGUUUCCAUGUGAGGUCAAUGUCGGCCAUUUCAGCGCUUGUUUGUUCUGUCUUCGGUGCCGUCGUGAAAAUGUAUUGCAUUCGCUGAGUUGAAAUGGUAGUGUUACGGAAUCUUUGGCUGGCCAUGAGUACCAAGGAUGUAUCAAGAUGUAGGAUGAACCAUCCAUAACCCUAGGGACGUGGUUUUGACACAUAUUUGCAAUGUCACUCAAGUUUCCGCUUCUGCUCAUUAUUUCUGGCGUAAACUUAACAAACAUGCGCAAGAAAAUACACAGCGGAUCUCUACGAUGCUCCGGUGCAUAGUGGGACUAAUGUCGGGAUCAUUUUUCAUAGCGUGUUAGGUUUCGUGUGUGAAUGUUUCUAUGGAUCGUAGAACGAGAGCGACAGCGGUCAUCACGCCACGAGCGAGGUCGUUUUGACUUGAGUGCGUUGCCAUUGACUCCGAACGUGUGUCUCAUCAUCAGCUUCGCGAAUGUUGUGUUGUGCGUGGCACCCGAGCGCGACUUCCACAACUCCCCAUGCUGUCUUCCCGGACACGUCACCAUAGUGAACGUGAACGUGGGCUGCUCUUUAGC
Pollicipes pollicipes is the source of this 2157-nucleotide messenger RNA. Its product is annotated as cyclin-dependent kinase 5 activator 1. NCBI's taxonomy places the organism in Eukaryota, Metazoa, Arthropoda, Thecostraca, Pollicipedomorpha, Pollicipedidae. Gene Ontology annotation, biological process: axon guidance. The record is from RefSeq and is a predicted model, not a curated record. Gene Ontology annotation, cellular component: protein kinase 5 complex; cytoplasm; growth cone. Gene Ontology annotation, molecular function: protein kinase binding; cyclin-dependent protein serine/threonine kinase activator activity. The transcript has 3 exons. Bases 245 to 1105 code for a protein of 286 amino acids.